UAUUUGCCCUAACCCUUUUCCAAACAUUAACCAUAGUCUCAUAACCUGCUACGUUUAUUCUAWCAUAAUACAAAAAAGUUACUUCCGGUGUUUUUCGUCACAGGAAGCAGACUUCAGUUGCGGAAGUAUAAUGUGUAGGUGAUCGUUUCAGUACAUGUUUUGAUUUAGCAGUUUAAUGCAAUGUCUAAACUGUACACAGAGAAACUGACCCGGCUCUACGAGCGGUAUCGGGAGUACGUUACGAAGAACCCUGCAGCGACUGGACAACUGGAGAGCACCGUAAGAACGCUGUCGUACCUCAUUUCAGGGCGUUUCACUGACUCCCACGAAAUCUCUGAAUUGGUGUACUCUGCCUCCAACCUGCUGGUGCUGCUUAAUGAUGGCAUUCUGCGCAAAGGGCUGUGUCGAACACUACCCAUGUCUCUCUCUCAGCAGAGGCUUCUCACCUGGCUGUCAGUGGUGGAGUAUGUGGAGGUGUUCCUGGAGAUGGGGGCCACCAAGCUGUGGGGGGAGGGAGGUCGCUGGCUGGUCAUAGUGCUCAUCCAGAUCACUAAAGCCGUCUUYCGCUUCCUACUGCUCUUCUGGUACAAAUCUGGCAUGCAGACUUCCCCUCCUAUUACCCCACUGGACAGGGAGGCACAGGGAGGCAARGAUGAGGACCAUGAUGACCACCAGGAUGACAGCUCCUUCGUGGGCCAGCGGUCAGGGAGGGUGAUGAGGCCGUUGGGCAAUGCUCCCUCUCUGCAGGCCCGUCUGUGGGCAGCCCCCAGUAGGGAGAAGAGGUGUGCUGUGGAGGAGGAUCUGACCUCUUGUCCCACUGCCCUGGGGGUCCAGGAGACCAUAGCAGAGUCCAUGUACAUCGGACGCCCGCUGGUACACUUGCUCUGCCUGGGAAUYUGUGGGAGAGGCUCCUGGAAACCGUGGCUCGUAUCUGGAGCCAUGGAAAUGACCAGUUUUGGUUUGAUGAGUGACACUAAGUCUCUGAACCGGCGGGAGAGGGCGGAGGUGAGGAGGAGAGCCUUUCUGCUUCUGUACUACCUGCUCCGCUUCCCCUUUCUACAACAGAUUCUCUGAGACAAAGAUCCUGUUCCUACUCCGAUUUCUGUCAGACAACGUUCCCGGCGUCGGGCUGGUUGCUCGACCUCUAAUGGAUUACCUACCUGUUGGCAGAAUACUACUUCUAUAACUGGGGCUGAGGGCAAGAGGUGGUUGAAGGACACCUGGCCAGCUGGAUAGGGAUCGACACUAAAGAGGGAGACCCUAGUAAAAUACAGAGACAAGACAGGGACUCAAGUCCCCACACUCACUGGAAAACCUCGCUGGUUAAUCUGCUCUAUUUCAACUGGGACCCUCAAAUAAGAUCCAAACAUGCAGUUAUGUUACUAGGGCAUGCCAGAGUAUCUUACGGAUCCUUCCGUUCUGUUGCUAGGGCAUGCCAGAGUAUCUUACGGAUCCUUCCGUUCUGUUGCUAGGGCAUGCCAGAGUAUCUUACGAUCCUUCCGUUCUGUUGCUAGGCAUGCCAGAGUAUCUUACGGAUCCUUCCGUUCUGUUGCUAGGGCAUGCCAGAGUAUUUUACGGAUCCUUCCGUUCUGUUGCUAGGGCAUGCCAGAGUACCUUACGAUCCUUCCGUUCUGUUGCUAGGGCAUGCCAGAGUACUUACGGAUCCUUCCGUUCUGUUGCUAGGCAUGCCAGAGUAUCUUCAGGAUCCUUCCGUUCUGUUGCUAAGGCAUGCCAGAGUACUUACGGAUCCUUCCGUUCUGUUGCUAGGGCAUGCCAGAGUAUCUUCAGGAUCCUUCCUUCUGUUGCUAGGGAUGCCAGAGUAUCUUCAGGAUCCUUCCGUUCUGUUGCUAGGGCAUGCCAGAGUAUUCGUUCAGGAUCCUUCCGUUCUGUUGCUAGGGCAUGCCAGAGUAUCUUACGGAUCCUUGCCUUUUUGCAUUCCCUCCUUGUUCUUUCUUUUUGUAAUCUGAGUGAUUUCUGUCAUAUCUUCCAUCAGACUGAUCUUGAACCAGUGAUUAUAUGAUGAAUUGAUGCUGAUUUAGUUUUCUCCUUUUGUAAACUAUACAUUACCCAGAGGUGUUAUUGACCGAGUGCUAUGAGAUAUCUUUGGCACCGCUGGUGAUGAUCCCCAUCUUGUCAGUCAGUUUUGCUGUCUGUCACUGGGAACAAUCCCUCCUAAAUGUCUCCAGUUAAACAACCCACUACAGCUAGCCCUGGUGGGGUUCUGUGCAGUUGGUCCGACAGCAUUACAUCAAAUGACUUUGAGGCUGGUUGAAGUUCUCUCUAUGGGGCUGUCCCAAUAUCUAAUUUCUCCCAAAGUGUUCACUCCUUCCCACAAAUCUAGAUAUGCAUUUGGCAUGGGCUAGUGGGAGUUUCCACCAUAUUUCGUAUACUAGUCAUUUCCUUUCAAAUCUGUGAAGGGACGUUAAUUGGAGGAAGGAGAGAAUUGGGCCAUAACCUACAUUCCUCUUAUGUUUGUCAGAUUGGCACAGUGGGUAGAAAAACAAAUGAACAAUGUAUGUGCCCAUGAUAUGGAAUCUAACAUUUGUAUAUUAAAUAUGGUGUAUUCUCAA
Messenger RNA from Salvelinus sp. IW2-2015, 2570 nucleotides. RefSeq names its product peroxisomal biogenesis factor 16 (gene pex16). Lineage: Eukaryota; Metazoa; Chordata; Actinopteri; Salmoniformes; Salmonidae. The record is from RefSeq and is a predicted model, not a curated record. Gene Ontology annotation, cellular component: peroxisomal membrane. Gene Ontology annotation, biological process: peroxisome organization.